ACUGUCAAAUUUAUUUGGUUUAAACAGUUGUAUUAGUUAUUUUUUUCCGUAUUAAAUAAAUGUGUAUUAUCAGUUGUCUCUUAUCUGUGUUCGAUGUAUAGUUGGAAUGAAUGGACUCUGUUGUAUGCGGUUUUUAUUAAAACUACACAUAGCCUUGGAUUAGCGCACUACCAUGAAUAAAUAAACAAGAAAUUGGUUGAAACAAUGUGUUAAAGUACUGAAAAGUAGUCCAAAAUAUUCUCAUAUUGGUGCCCUCAACAAACAAAAUUCUGAUUCUAGAUUGAACCUGGGGCUUUUUCACAAUCAUUGAGAGGAGCUGAUUGUAAUAUUGUUUUUACAAUAAUUGACUUGAAGAUGGGCUAUCCAUCUUCAAUUGCAAAAUAAAUGCUACUAACACAACUGGAUAAAGAACAACACUUUUCUUGCAAAUUAUGUGAAAACUCUUUAUAGCGUAACUUUUUAUCAGAAUGAGGAUAUGCAGCAACAGAUAAUUAAGGAGACAUUUCAACUGGUGUCGAAGCGGGACGAUAAUGUGUGCAAUUUUCUGGAGGGAGGAAGUUUAAUAGGUGGCUCAGACUACAAGUUAAUUUACCGGCACUACGCCACACUGUACUUCGUGUUCUGUGUGGACUCGUCCGAGAGCGAGCUCGGGAUACUGGACCUUAUACAAGUUUUCGUUGAAACAUUAGACAAAUGCUUCGAGAACGUUUGCGAACUGGACUUGAUCUUCCACGCCGAUGCCGCACACCAGGUACUUGACGAGCUGGUGAUGGGCGGCAUGGUGCUACAGACAAACAUGGCGGACAUCCUCUGUCGGCUACAGGAACAGAACAAGAUGCAGAAAGCUGAAGCGGGUAUAUCGGCUGCGCCUGCGCGUGCUGUCUCCGCGGUGAAGAGUAUGAAUCUCCCGCAACAGCUGAGGGAUAUGAAACUCCCCGAUCUACCACAGGCCAUCAAGGACUUGAAGUUCUGACCGCUACAGCAGGGGAAUUACCCCGCCACGCCCGUCGCCAUAGCAACGAACAUUUUAAACACCAUUUACCCUCACAACGACAAAUAUCAAAAUCUCCAACGACCGACUGAAUAUACUACAAAAUUCUUUGGUUCGGAAACUCUGAGUACGAAAUUCUCUGAAACUUUCACUGAAAACUAUCAGCAGACCGAAGGUGUUAAUUUUCCUAAUUAUGAAAGUUCAAAGACAGAUGGUUAUCAAGAUUUGAGUGGGACAACAGCCGAGUACGACUACAACGAGGUAAGGAGA
Molecule: messenger RNA, 1261 nt
Organism: Trichoplusia ni (cabbage looper)
Lineage: Eukaryota; Metazoa; Arthropoda; Insecta; Lepidoptera; Noctuidae
Gene: or
Product: AP-3 complex subunit sigma-2
Exons: 7
Coding region: 476-973 (165 amino acids)
Biological process (GO): intracellular protein transport; Golgi to vacuole transport
Cellular component (GO): intracellular membrane-bounded organelle; membrane coat; AP-3 adaptor complex
Source: RefSeq, a predicted model, not a curated record